Molecule: messenger RNA, 1892 nt
Organism: Pungitius pungitius (ninespine stickleback)
Lineage: Eukaryota; Metazoa; Chordata; Actinopteri; Perciformes; Gasterosteidae
Gene: ppp1r3da
Product: protein phosphatase 1, regulatory subunit 3Da
Exons: 2
Coding region: 217-1134 (305 amino acids)
Biological process (GO): regulation of glycogen biosynthetic process
Cellular component (GO): protein phosphatase type 1 complex
Molecular function (GO): glycogen binding; protein phosphatase 1 binding
Source: RefSeq, a predicted model, not a curated record
GGAAACAUAUUAACGUAGUUGGAGUCGAUGCACAAUUGUACUGAGAGAGAAAAGGGGUUGGAUGCGUUCUUGCACGUAGUCCCAGAGUACACGCCCACUCCGAUUCCUGCCGUGACGUUUUCUGUCUUGUCAUAUUUACAACAACGAAUGUUUCAGUCGAAUAUGCAGCUAAACAUUUCACAUUUGAGGUAAGCCGGACACCAGUUCUCACAGAACAUGGACAGCAGGUGGUUUAUUGGACAUGAGAGGAUUCCCCCUCCGAAGGAGGAGACCUCCAGCUCUUACAGCAGCGUCCCGAGGCGUUGCAUUACUAUUAACCUGACUGAAAUGCUUCAAGCUGACAAACCCAGUCGAGCGAAGAAACCAAUUCCGAUCCGCCCCCCUAGCCCCAGAGUAUCUUUGCAGGGGGAGAAAGGGUUCCAUCGCGGCCUCUCCUGUGAACCCACGCCUAAACCCAUUAUCCGACAACGAUCCCGCUCUCUGCCGUCCGCUACGGAGAAAAAGAAGCAAUGCCGAAAUGUGGGCGUACGCUUUGUUGAUUCUUUGGGCCUUGACCUGGAAAACAUAAAGCUUUUCAAAUCUGGCGAAGAUCCAUCUGUACCACAUCAUGUUGCCUUUAAAUUGUUGAUGGGUGCAGAGUUGGCAGAUGGAAGGCAUCUGGAGAUAUCCUUGCCAUAUUUAAAGCCGGUUUUUGCCCAACAACCUGGCGACCAGCACGGAUUUGUGCAUCGUCUUUUUGAGCAGAAAGUGUGUCUUGAAAGAGUCUUGUGUUUUGAACUGGGUGUCAUCGGAAUCACCCAAGUCCUCAAUGUGGAUUUUGAGAAAGAUGUCAUAGCUCGCUAUUCAUUUACAGACUGGAAGAGCUGCACAGAAACAAAGGCCUCUUGGAUUUCCACCAUGACCAAGACCGGGGAAAGAGGAGAGGGCCAAGUCAGUUGUGAUACAUUUCGUUUCCACUUGCCUGUUCCUCCAUUCCUGCAGCCAGGAGCAGUGUUACAGUUUGCCAUUCGAUACAAAGUCUGUGGCGCUGAAUACUGGGAUAACAAUGAUGGAGAGAAUUAUAAGUUAGUUUGCCAUAACUACAAGCUCAGCGUUCCCAAAGAAUGCGAGGAUAGUAUGGUGCACUUUAUUUAGGAUGCCGACUUAAGGUAGAUUCAAUCUAGCAUUUUAGAGCAUUUUAAGUUGGUGGUCAGAAAGUCCUAAAUAUGCAUAACUGCAUUGUGACAUGUACUGUUUUUCAACUAACAGAGAAUUUCUUUGAAUUAAGUUAAAUUCAAGCUAAGCAGUCACAUCUAGUAUCAAAGUAUGGUGAACAAUACCACAAACAAUAAUGUACUUCUACCUUAUGCCCAGUACUGUAACUACUACUUUUUUUAUUUUAAAUGCACUCUAUAAUUUUGUUUUCCUAGAUUAAAAAAAAUAAAAAUAAAAAAAAGUGAAAAAAUCCCUUUAGUAUGGAUGAACAUAGUACGGUUUUUAUACAGGUUUGAUCUGUGCAGAACGAUUUUGCUGUUGGAUUUUAUCAGACUUAUCAUAUCGGGCACAGUGUAAAUAUACCUCACAGUAUUUAGAGUAUUUUUUAAUCAAAUGUUGUCAAACCAAAUGCCAUAACCAUGCAAUACAUACAAUUUUAAUGAAUCACUGAUGUGCAUUUUGUUUUCCAAUAAAGCACAGUUCGAAAUAAUGUUAAGCUUGUUAUUAUUUGUGGCUGUGUAAUUUAUAUCCCUAUUAAAUGCUGUUGUUAGCUCCAAGCAAUUUCUUUUAUUAGCCUUCAGUUGACAAACUACUGUGUUAGGUUUUGACCAGGCGAUGUUUUGAUAGAUCGUUGUUUUCUGGCAGAAAGCCACGAAGUCACCGUACUGCGGACUUGUGGAAGGCAUUGCGCAUGCGCA